CUCGGCCAAAUUUCAUUCAACAAAGGCCGCAAUUCGAAGGCUGAAACUUCCGACAACCUUACCAAGUACAAGGUGGAAAAAGGGUUUCAACAACAACAACAACCCAACAAGCUAUCCAAACUUGAAGACCUUGUGAAUACCUUUGUGAGCACGAGUGCUCAGAAGUUCGAGAAGAUUGAGCAAUUAUGGAUGUGGCACCUACCAAGUUUACCUCGGUUGAGGCGGGACUCAGAAGCCAUCAAGCAAGCCUUCAAAAUUUGGAGGUGCAAAUCGGUAGUCUUGUCGGGAUCCUCACCGAGAGACCAAAGGGAGCCCUACCCUCUCAAACCAUUGCCAACCCCAAAGAUCAAGCCGGUGCAAUGCGAUUUACUUGAGAAGCGGGAAGGUGAUUCAGAGAGUUGUUGCUAAGAAAGUGAUUGAGAAGGAAGACUCCUACCCCAAGGAUGGAGAUGAUGAGCCCUCGAAGGGAGAGAAAAAUGGGCAAGGAAGGCAUCGCCAAUGCCAUCUCCGAUGGUUGAGUACAAGCCACCUCUUCCUUUCCCCACAAGUGUUUAUAAGGAGAGGUUGGAAGCGAGAUGUGGGGGCUUCAUGGAGAUGCUCCAAAAUCUCCACCUCAACGUCCCCUUCCUUGAAGCUAUGGCUCACAUGCCAAGGUACGCAAAGUACCUCAAAGGAUUCCUCACCAAGAAACCAAAUUUCGAAGACCUCGCCAAUGUGACUCUAGGCGAGGAGUGCUCGGCCUUCAUCCUCAACCGGUGGCCCAAGAAGCGACUCGAUCCAAGUAGCUUCACUAUCCCUCUUAGUAUUGGUAACCAUCACAUAGAAAAUGCCUUGGCGGAUUUAGGAGCAAGUGUGAAUGUGAGGCCCUAUAAGCUUUUCAAAAGGCUAGACCUAGGUGAACUUAAGACCACUAAUCUUAGUGUCACAUUAGUCGACCGCUCGGUCAUUGAUCCUAGGGGCAUUGUGGAGGACAUGCUAGUACGAGUGGGCACGUUUUGCUAUCCGACGGAUUUUGUGAUCCUUGGUAUAAGUGAGGGCUCAGAUAUGCACCUCAUACUUGGACGUCCCUUCCUUGCCACCGCUAAGACGUUAAUCGAUGUUAAUGAGGGGACCUUAAUUCUGAGGGAUGGUGAGGAGAGGAUCACUCUUGAAAUUGAACCUAAGGCUAGGAAUGAGGAUGUGAAGGAAUUGGUGUCGGAUGAUUUGAAUGUGAGUGGAGGAGAGCCUCUCAAGGAGAACCCCACUAUUACUUGGGUUGCGUGUGAGGAUAUUAAGCAGGAAGUUAAUGAGGGUACUAUUCCUAAAGAGAGGAAGAAGAAAGCUUGGAGAAAGAAGAUGAAGCAGGCUUUGGCCUGAAAGAAGGAGAAGGGCAAAGCAAAGGUUGUCGGCCAAGAAGGCCACCCUAUCGAGCUUUAGUUGGGAGGCUACAUCCUCGCCCCGAGAACGUGGAGGAUCCACUCUCAGUUGCAUCAUGUUCCAAAGCAUGAUAGAUCUGCAACGUCAAGCUAGUGACGUUGACUUAACGCUUGUUAGGAGGCAACCCAAUGGAGGUUUGUUUUCUUUUUCUUAUUUUUCGUUUUUGGGAUUAAGUGAAGAGUUCAAGUGUUCGAGUGGUAUCCCCAUGCCAAGAUUUGUGGUUUUUGACUUGCACGAACCUACACCACAAUAAAACCCCAACUAGAGCCCAAGUUUUUAAACUCUAGUCGGGUGCAGUAUAGGGCAAGUAUGUAGAUAUCGACCUAGGUCGGUCCGUCUACCGCUACUUCAGUUGGCACCCAGAGACGAGGAAGGGCGUAGUAAGCGAAAUCAUUAUCUAGCAACUAAGGUUUAAUUUAAAGGUUUUCUAAUUGAAAUAAAAGAAAGCAAAGGUG
Messenger RNA from Linum trigynum, 1871 nucleotides. Lineage: Eukaryota; Viridiplantae; Streptophyta; Magnoliopsida; Malpighiales; Linaceae. The record is from the annotation of a GenBank genome assembly.